UUUCCUUUCCUCAUUGUCUUCAUUUUACUUCCUCCUUUCAAUUACGGAUUAGAUGUUAGUUUGCAGGUGAUUGUGUGCGUGUGAAUAAAUGACAAUGUGACUUUAUUCGCAAGUUUAGUCGAAGCUGUGUCUCGGUUGGGUGAAGGUGCAUCUGCAUUCACUAACAGAAAUCCUUUGGUAUGUCGGAGUGACCUUUGCUGAGUGCUGACCGGCCUUGAUCACGUGACCUGAGAUGGCGAAGCGACUCGAUGACGUCAUGUCCCGCCUGGGGACCGGCCGCUGGAAUCUCCUGCACAUCAUCUCCCUCUCUUACUGCUUCUCUCUGACCACGUACCACACCCUGGGCGGCGCCUUCCUCGCCCCCCGAGUGGACUACACCUGUCGCCGGCCCGAGGACGCCCACGACGGGGCCGCCGCCCGCGCCGCCUCGCCGCUGUCCGUUCCCGCCGACGGCAACACCUCAAGGGAGGCUAGACCCGAGUGCAGUUACUUCGUCCUGAACUCGUUCUCAGGCCAGGUCGAGGAGGAGCCGUGCUUCGAGUGGGACUUCGACAACUCCACCUUCAGCUCCACCGUCGGUAGUGAGUUCCAGCUCGCCUGCGGCUGGGAGUACCUGCGCUCGACGUACCAGAGCAUCUACAUGUUCGGCGUCACGAUCGGGGCGCCGUUCAACGGGGUUCUGGCCGACAGGUACGGGCGGAAGAUGACGGUGGGCGUGGGCUUCGUCGCCUACUCCGCCCUGGCCAUUGGCUCCUGCUGGAUCCCCAACCUCUCGGCUCUCCUGCUCUCGCGCUUCUUCAUGGGCGCCGUCCACCCCACGAUACAGAAGACGGGCUAUAUUCUAGGCAUGGAGGUGGCGGAUCCCAAGUGGCGCACGCAUAUCGGCAUCGUUCUGUUCCUGCCGUGGGCGCUCGGUCUCAUGGCGUGGGGCGGCUUCGCUUAUCUCGUCCGUGACUGGCGGAUGCUGCAGAUGACGGUGUCCUUGCAGUGCCUGGCGUUCUUGCCGACUCUGUGGUUCAUGGACGAGUCGCCUCGGUGGCUGGCCGUGCGGGGGCAGCACCGGCGCGCCCUCCGAGUGCUGCAGAGGGCCGCCAGAUGGAACGGGGUCGCCCUCCCCCCCGAGGACGAGCUCCUGCUUCUGCUGAAGGAUGGGGUCAAGGACGAGGCAAUGGAACGCCCAUAUCAAGAGGCCCACGCCCACGGCUCGAAAGGGUGGCUCAGAAGGCGUUUCGAUGAAGUAUUUAUUCUUUUCAGAACCCCCCGCCUUCGCGCCAUCACCCUGAGCCUGUACAGCAACUACCUGCUGGUGGGCGCCGUGUAUUUCGGCCUCUCCCUCAGCGGCGGCGACCUCAGCUCCGACCCGUUCCUGUACAUGGCGCUGACGGGGGUCGUGGAGCUGCCGGCCUACACCCUGGUCAUCCCCCUGGUGGCUCGCUACGGCAGGAGGGCCCCCGUCGUCGCCUUCUUCUUCAUGGGCGCCGUGGCCCUUUUGGCGUUGCCCUUCGUGCCUACGGGCUCUGGGGAAUCGAUGACCUUAGCCCUUAUGGGGAAGAUGAGCAUCGCCUCGGCCUUCCAGAUCCUCGACUUCUACUCCUCAGAGCUCUUUCCCACGGAAGUCAGGACGAGGGGCAUGAGUACUUCCCUUGUUAUGUCGAGGGUAGGGUCCACCUGUUCGCCUUUCAUCACCGACUACCUGGGCCCCUUGUACCCGUGGGCGCCGUCAGCCGUGUUCGGGGCGGCGUCGGUGCUGGCGGGGCUGGCCACGCUGCCCCUGCCGGAGACGCUGCACGUGCCCCUCCCGGACACCAUCGCGCACCUGGAGGAGCGAGAGAUCAGGACCAGCGGCUUCUUGCGACUCCCUGUUCGCGACCCGAGAAUCCCUUCCAUCUACAUCAGUCACGUGGAUUAGGGAUUUUCACUCUAAGGGGAUUACUCAGGCUACGAGUGUGAGUAACGGUGGUCGAUGAAUGACUUUCCGAAAUGUUAUGUAGAAUAUUUUGUAGAAUGGUUUCGAUGGCGUCGCAAAUUCAAAUUAAAAUGGUGUACUUAGUA
Messenger RNA from Penaeus monodon (black tiger shrimp), 2052 nucleotides. RefSeq names its product organic cation transporter protein-like. The coding region runs from base 233 to 1909 and encodes 558 amino acids. Lineage: Eukaryota; Metazoa; Arthropoda; Malacostraca; Decapoda; Penaeidae. Gene Ontology annotation, cellular component: membrane. The record is from RefSeq and is a predicted model, not a curated record. The transcript has 13 exons. Gene Ontology annotation, molecular function: transmembrane transporter activity. Gene Ontology annotation, biological process: transmembrane transport.